This is a messenger RNA of Pedinophyceae sp. YPF-701, 729 nucleotides long. The record is from the annotation of a GenBank genome assembly. NCBI's taxonomy places the organism in Eukaryota, Viridiplantae, Chlorophyta, Pedinophyceae.
AUGUGGCGCGCAGCGCGCCGCGCUGCCGACGCGGCGCGACGCGGCGUGCUGCUGGGCGAGCACUCUGCGCGGUCGUGGCUGGAACCGGCGAGCUGCGAUGGAUCCAGGGGCAUGGCGCGGUCGAAGCGGAUGGUGGAGAUCAUUCUCAUAGAGGACGUGCCCCACAUUGGGCCCAAAGGAACAAUUGCCCGCGUGCGCCCAGGCACGGCAAGGAACCACCUCGUCCCAGGCAAGCUCGCGAAGUACGCCACGGUCGACAACCGCGAGAAGUACCGGCAGGACAUCGAGGCUGCGUUGGCGGCGAAGGAGGAGUCGGAGGCCGGCGCGACGGACAUCGCCGACGCGGAGAAGGCGCGGCGGAUCGAGACGGCGUUCUCGCUGCUCGGGAACCGGCACCUGACGUUCGUGCGGCAUCCGGACCGGAACGACCCCAGCGGCUCGGUGACGUACGCACAGCACGCUGUUGGGGCGGAGGAUGUGGCGCGCGAGGCGAUGCGGCAGCUGGGGGUGCAGAUCGAUCAGCGGCUGGUGGUGCUGGGCGGCAGCGGCGGGGACAAGAAGGGCGGGCUGCGGGCGUUCGGGACGCACGACGUCCUGCUGCGCGUGUGGAAGGCGACGGACGAGGACGACGUGCAGGAGAGGCUCAAGGUGCAGAUUCGGAAGAAGAGCGUCAACCCCGUCAACAGGGAGCGCAGGGAGAAGCAGGGCAGCGGAGCCGCGGACGUGUGA